ACUCCAGGCUGCAUUCACUCACUGGGUCUGCAGGAGCUAAGAGCCACCUCUGAAUUUAAAGCGCAUUUUUUUAUUCUAUACUCUAUCCACGCCGGGCGCCUCUCUGCAGGGAUCAGCAAAUACACGGGGAAAUCCAACAACCGUGCAUUAAAAAUUACAGUAGCCUAUAUAUUCUGGGACUAGUCACCUGCAGACACUUUGUAACCUCAGAGCGAUCUGGUCGGUUUGUUUGCCGCCAAGCAUGGGAUGCAAAGAGAGUAACCUACUGGAGGAGGCGUGGAGAUAAAUAGAUUAUUGCGAAUAGAGAAAGGGGAAGCGCGCAAAAAAAAAAAAAAAAAAAAAAAAAGCAUCUAAUCGAUUGAUCACGGAUUGUGGAGAAGCGCUACAGCAGAUAUCUGACCUCGACCUCCUUCGGACGGUGACAAAACUGGCUGUUGAAAUGGAGAUGUCGAGAUUUUCUAUCAUCCCGUCUCCUCCUCCAACGCGCACGCUGCUGUGGCUGCUGAUGAUGAUGAUUUUUGCGUAGGAGUGUUUUAUUUUGCGGACUGCCGCUGGUAAACCAGCCUUCUACUGUUCAAACAACUCCAGACAAGCGGUGGAUGGAACAGCGUGUGUGAGUGUGUGGCUUGCCCAAACAUCUUUCCAGAGAUAUUAUUAAUAUCAUCCGGCUUGUUUUCUUUUCUUUUUUGUCUUUGGAGUGUCUUUCUUUCUGCGAGUCUGGAAUUGGACUGAUUUCUUUUUUCUUUUUUUUCUUUUUUGCAAAACAAGAAUGUGUCGAGAAAAGUAGUCCAGAAGCAAAGCCUCACAGUAUAGUACAUUUUGUAACGCACCUGCUAUUUUUUUUGUCUUUUCAAUCACCAACUAAAAAAGGGGGGAUCAGGCACAGCGGGUCGAGCUCUUGUUUUGUUGAUCACCCAACAUUUUUGGGGUGCUUCUUGUUUUUUUGUUUUUUUUUUUGUUACUGGCUUCAUUAUUCAGUGACUGAGAUAUCGACACAAACUACAACCAGCAGAGGUCGGGACCUGAGCUCCAAGGAGCCACCACUACCCUAGAUGUGACCCGUGAAUUCCUCUUAUCUCUGAAGGGUGUUGAUGGAGAGCCAUUCGAAUGACAGCCGGGACAGUGGUCAUCACUGGUGGAAUUCUAGCUACAGUUAUAUUACUCCUUAUCAUUGCAGUACUGUGCUACUGUAGGCUGCAGUAUUAUUGCUGCAAGAAGGAAGAGUCCGAGUCGGAGGAGGAGGAGCCGGACUUUGCCGUUACAUCCCGCCUCCCACCGGUCCACUCCAAUCACAACAUUGUGGCGGCGACGGCCGCCGCCUCCUCCAUCCCAAAUGGCCCCGCCCUUUUUUCCACCCCUCCUCUGGCCAGGAAACUGACACGCUCACAGACCUUCUGUCCAUCCUGUACACACUAUGAGCUGCCCUUCUACCUGCAGCCCCCUCAGCAACAGCUCCACCAUCAACCAGAUGGGUUGAGGAACGGAGGUGACCGGAUCAGCUACCGCAGCGUCCAGCAGCAGGAUCUUGACCUGCCAGUGCCUGUGAACAUUUCAAACUACCGUAAACCAAACCUUGCCCGCUCUGUCACCAUGAGGGACAUGUUCACACGCAGCUGCAGCAUCAGCACUGAUGUUUAGCUGGGCAUGGUUGGACCUUGGUGUGUAUGCUUAAAUGAACUGGGAUGGCCUAGGCUGGACUGGGCUUGAGUCAGUGUGUUUUAUGUCAUCUUGACCAGUUUAGUCCAGUCUAGUAUGGUCUGAUCUAUUCUGGUCUUGUUCUACUGGUCACCUCUUACAGAAUGGAGGACUCAGAUGGCUCUCAGGACAGGAUUUUCAAAGGUACUAUGCUCAGGUCCAGGACCUUACACUUGGGCCAAUGUAGAGUUUCAAGUAUUUAAAAAAUGUUAAAUUAUCAAUAACAUGAACUUUUUCGUUAGUUUUGUUUUGAAUAGUUCUUUUUUUAAUGAUAAGAAUGGAAUUAGUUUUACAAUUUGAUAAAGUUUGUGUCGCCCGACUUCCUCUGGACUCUUCUACCCAUGGCCUGAAAGAUAAACAGAUUCCCGCCAUGUCAAAAUGACAUAAUUGGCAGGGAUUUUCUCUCUGCCAUAGCUGCUACAAAAUAUGAUUAGGUAAAGUCCAGUGUUUCCCGCUCCUAUGAUGGGAUGAUCUGUCUGUUCCUCCAUCCACAGAUUAUAGAGAUUAUAAAAUAUCACUCGCCAACAGUGGAAAGACUAGAGGAGGAAAGGAGGAUGUCGUGUUUUAGCUGCCACCCACAAACAUUUUAGAUAGCCUUAACUUAGGCCAUAAUAUUUUAAGACAUAAAGGGCUCACAGAAGAUGGAAAUCCCUGCUUGUUUUCCACAUUCUUUCACAGAGGUCACCAGUUUGACGAGAGGCUGGUUUCUCUGAGCGUCUACUGACAAAGUGUAUUUACAGAAUACUGCACUUUGGCAGAGAAAGACCUCUGUGUUCUUGCAGGCAAGUUGGACUAGGUGCCAAAGGGGAAUGGGUUCUUGCAUUUGUGUGCAUUUGUGUGAAUGUGCUUGCAUGCAUGUGUGUGUGUGUGAGAGUGAGUGUGUAUAACUCAAUUGGAUUCUUAUUCCAUAAAAUUAAAAACACAGCCCUACUGUAUGUAUCCUGAACCCGGUGGGUUGCAAUAACAUUUUAAACAUUUAUUGUAAAGGGUGAAAGGAUGGUAUUUGUUUCAAUAAGCCACUUUACCUUUAAAUUCACAUUAAAACUAAGAAAUGACCCAACAAGAUGGCGUGAGAAACUCUCAAGUAGGUUUGCAACUGUUUUGUAAAUGUUUAUUUUACUGAUUGAUGCUAUAACACAGACUGUAGGUGGCAGUCAGAGGAGCAGGUUUUUA
This is a messenger RNA of Larimichthys crocea (large yellow croaker), 2868 nucleotides long. RefSeq names its product family with sequence similarity 163 member B, genome duplicate a (gene fam163ba). The coding region runs from base 1108 to 1638 and encodes 176 amino acids. The transcript is spliced from 3 exons. The record is from RefSeq and is a predicted model, not a curated record. NCBI's taxonomy places the organism in Eukaryota, Metazoa, Chordata, Actinopteri, Sciaenidae.